GGAUGGGGGAGCCGGAGGCAAGGACAGCUGCUGCUCCUCUCUAGCUCGCCCCUGGCCCGGCCGGCGCGAUGGCGGGAGCGUCUGUGAAGGUGGCGGUGCGCGUCCGGCCCUUCAACUCCCGGGAGAUGAGCCGGGAGUCCAAAUGCAUCAUCCAGAUGUCGGGAAGCACCACCACUAUCCUGAACCCGAAGCAGCCCAAAGAGACACCAAAAAGCUUCAGCUUUGACUAUUCCUACUGGUCCCACACCACGCCUGCAGACAUCAACUAUGCAUCUCAGAAGCAAGUGUACCGUGACAUUGGUGAGGAGAUGCUGCAGCAUGCCUUUGAAGGCUACAACGUCUGCAUCUUUGCCUACGGGCAGACAGGGGCUGGAAAAUCCUACACCAUGAUGGGCAAGCAGGAGAAGGACCAGCAAGGCAUCAUCCCACAGCUGUGUGAGGAUCUCUUCUCCCGCAUCAACGACACGACCAACGACAACAUGUCCUACUCCGUGGAGGUGAGCUACAUGGAGAUCUACUGCGAGCGCGUGAGGGACCUGCUGAACCCCAAGAACAAGGGGAACCUGCGGGUGAGGGAGCAUCCCCUUAUGGGCCCAUAUGUCGAGGACCUUUCCAAGCUGGCUGUGACCUCUUACAAUGACAUCCAGGACCUCAUGGACUCUGGGAACAAAGCCCGCACCGUGGCUGCCACCAACAUGAACGAGACCAGCAGCCGCUCCCACGCCGUGUUCAACAUCAUCUUCACGCAGAAGCGGCACGACGCCGAGACAGACAUCACCACCGAGAAGGUCAGCAAAAUCAGCUUGGUGGACCUGGCAGGGAGCGAGCGAGCCGACUCCACAGGCGCCAAGGGCACGAGGCUGAAGGAAGGAGCGAACAUCAACAAGUCCUUGACCACGCUGGGGAAAGUCAUCUCUGCCCUGGCUGAGAUGGAUUCAGGGCCAAACAAGAACAAAAAGAAGAAGAAGACAGAUUUCAUCCCCUACCGGGACUCGGUGCUGACCUGGCUGCUGCGGGAGAACCUGGGGGGCAACUCCAGGACAGCCAUGGUUGCUGCUCUCAGUCCUGCUGACAUCAACUAUGACGAGACCCUCAGCACCCUCAGGUACGCUGACCGCGCCAAGCAGAUCCGCUGCAAUGCCGUCAUCAACGAGGACCCCAACAACAAGCUCAUCCGGGAGCUGAAGGAUGAGGUGGCUCGCCUGCGCGACCUCCUCUACGCCCAGGGCCUGGGGGACAUCAUUGACACCCAUCCUGCUGCAGGAGGAUCCAAAUAUGUGUCCGACUUUGAGAACAAUAAUGAUGGUAGAGGGGCAGAGCUGAGUCAGCGCCAUGACAAUCUCUCCACAGUGACCAACGCCAUCGCGGGGAUCAGCCCCUCUUCCUCGCUGUCGGCCCUGUCCAGCCGCGCCGCCUCCGUCGCCAGCCUCCACGAGCGCAUCAUGUUCGCUCCGGGCAGCGAAGAGGCGAUCGAGAGGCUCAAGGAAACAGAGAAGAUCAUCGCAGAGCUGAACGAGACGUGGGAGGAGAAGCUGCGUAGGACCGAGGCAAUCCGGAUGGAGAGGGAAGCGUUGCUGGCUGAAAUGGGGGUGGCCAUGAGGGAAGACGGUGGUACUUUGGGUGUUUUCUCUCCCAAAAAGACACCUCACUUGGUCAACCUGAAUGAGGACCCGCUCAUGUCCGAGUGCCUUCUCUACUACAUCAAGGACGGGAUAACGAGGGUUGGCCGGGAAGAUGCAGAGAAGAGGCAGGACAUCGUUCUCAGCGGACACUUCAUUAAGGAAGAGCACUGCCUUUUCCGCAGCGACACCAAAACCGGCGGCGAAGUAAUAGUGACCCUGGAGCCCUGCGAAGGUGCUGACACCUACGUGAAUGGCAAAAAGGUGACAGAACCCAGUGUCCUGCGCUCAGGAAACCGCAUCAUCAUGGGGAAGAGCCACGUCUUCCGCUUCAACCACCCCGAGCAGGCUCGGCAGGAGCGGGAGCGGACCCCGUGCGCCGAGACCCCCGCGGAGCCCGUGGACUGGGCUUUCGCCCAGAGAGAGCUGCUGGAGAAGCAGGGCAUUGACAUGAAGCAGGAGAUGGAGCAGCGGCUCCAGGAGCUGGAGGACCAGUACCGGAGGGAGCGGGAGGAGGCGAAUUACCUUCUGGAGCAGCAGAGGCUGGACUAUGAGAGCAAGCUGGAGGCUUUGCAGAAGCAGAUGGACUCUAGGUAUUACCCUGAGGCAAACGAGGAAGAGGAGGAACCUGAGGAUGAAGUGCAGUGGACGGAGCGGGAGUUUGAGCUGGCCCUCUGGGCCUUUAGGAAGUGGAAGUGGUACCAGUUCACCUCCCUUCGUGACCUGCUCUGGGGCAAUGCCAUCUUCCUCAAGGAAGCCAAUGCCAUCAGCGUGGAGCUGAAGAAGAAGGUGCAGUUCCAGUUCGUGCUCCUCACAGACACGCUGUACUCGCCUCUCCCUCCUGACUUGCUGCCUCCCGACGCUGCCAAGGACCGGGAGAAGCGGCCGUUCCCCCGGACCAUCGUGGCCGUGGAGGUGCAGGACCAGAAGAAUGGGGCAACGCACUACUGGACCCUGGAGAAGCUGAGGCAGCGCCUGGACCUGAUGCGCGAGAUGUACGACCGCGCGGCCGAAGUGCCUUCCAAUGUCAUCGAGGACUGCGACAACGUGGUCACCGGCGGAGACCCCUUCUACGACCGCUUCCCCUGGUUCAGGCUGGUGGGCAGUUCAGAUAUCUCUGGCUGCAACAGCUCUCCUCUUUUCAACACAUGCAUGAGCGAGCGCAUGGCUGAUCUCACCCCCUCCCCUACCUUCUCGAACCCCGACUCCGACAUCACCGAGCCUGCUGACGAGCAGCACCAGGGGCAGGAGGAGGAGGAGGAGGCGGAGGACCUGGAGGAAGACAUCUUUCCGGAGUGCCCACUGUGUGAUGGCCGGGAUCCGUUUUACGACCGCUCCCCCCUGUUCAGUUUAGUAGGAAGGGCCUUUGUUUACCUGAGCAACCUCCUCUACCCCGUGCCCCUGGUGCACCGCGUGGCCAUCGUCAGCGAGAAGGGCGAGGUGAAGGGCUUCCUGCGCGUGGCCGUCCAGGCCAUCUCAGCGGACGAGGAAGCUCCUGACUACGGCUCCGGCGUGCGGCAGUCAGGGACGGCCAAGAUCUCCUUUGAUGACCAGCACUUUGAGAAGUUCCAGUCAGAGUCGUGCCCAGCCGUGGGGAUGUCGCGCUCGGGGACGUCCCAAGAGGAGCUGCGCAUUGUUGAAGGCCAAGGGCAGGUCAGCGACGUGGGUCCCUCCGCUGAUGAAGUCAACAACAACACCUGUGCAGUGACCCCGGAGGACCUUCUGCUGGAGAGCCCGGAGAAGCCUGCAGCGGAUGGGCCUCUGGAGACCACGCUGGAUCACCUGAAGCUGGGCAGCAUCUUCACUUUCCGUGUGACAGUCCUGCAGGCCUCCAGCAUCUCUGCGGAAUACGCAGACAUCUUCUGCCAGUUCAACUUCAUCCAUCGUCAUGAUGAGGCCUUUUCAACAGAGCCCUUGAAGAACACAGGACGGGGGCCACCACUGGGCUUCUAUCACGUCCAAAAUAUUGCUGUGGAGGUGACCAAGUCCUUCAUCGAAUACAUCAAGAGCCAGCCGAUUGUAUUCGAAGUCUUUGGGCACUACCAGCAGCACCCCUUCCCACCGCUCUGCAAGGACGUCCUGAGCCCACUCAGGCCAUCCCGGCGCCACUUCCCCCGUGUGAUGCCGCUCUCCAAACCAGUGCCCGCGACGAAGCUGAGCACCAUGACUCGGCCCAGUGCCGGCCCCUGCCAGUGCAAGUACGAUCUGAUGGUCUUCUUCGAGAUCUGUGAGCUGGAGGCCAACGGCGACUACAUCCCCGCCGUCGUGGAUCACCGCGGAGGCAUGCCGUGCCAUGGGACCUUCCUCCUACACCAGGGCAUCCAGAGGAGAAUCACCGUCACCUUGGUGCACGAGUCAGGCAGCCUGAUCCGCUGGAAGGAAGUGCGGGAGCUGGUUGUGGGUCGGAUCCGGAACACCCCAGAAGCAGAUGAGUCUCUCAUCGACCCCAACAUCCUGUCCCUGAACAUCCUCUCCUCUGGGUACAUCCACCCCUCCCAGGAUGACCGGACUUUCUACCAGUUUGAGACGGCGUGGGACAGCUCCAUGCACAACUCGCUGCUGCUCAACCGCGUCACCCCGUACCGCGAGAAAAUCUACAUCACCCUCUCCGCCUACAUCGAGAUGGAGAACUGCACUCAGCCUGCCGUCAUCACCAAAGACUUCUGCAUGGUUUUCUACUCCCGGGACGCCAAGCUUCCUGCCUCCCGCUCCAUCCGCAACCUCUUCGGCAGCGGCAGCCUACGGGCUUCUGAGAGCAACCGCGUGACAGGAGUCUACGAGCUCAGCCUGUGCCGCGUGGCCGACGCCGGCAGCCCAGGCAUGCAGAGACGGCGCCGGCGCGUGCUGGACACCUCCGUUGCCUACGUGCGGGGAGAGGAGAACUUGGCGGGCUGGCGGCCCCGCAGCGACAGCCUCAUCCUCGACCAUCAGUGGGAGCUGGAGAAGCUCAGCCUCCUGCAAGAAGUGGAGAAGACAAGGCACUACCUGCUCCUGCGCGAGAAGCUGGAGACGACCCAGCGCCUGGGGCUGGAGACCCUGUCCCCCUGCUCCAGCGAGGAGUCCGAGUCCCGAAGCACCUCCUGCGUCUCCUCCCCGCUCUCUGCUGACGGGGCUCCCGAGGGCCGCACCUCUCCCCCUGAGACCCCCAGCGAGAGGCAGAAGGAGCUGGCUGUGAAGUGCUUGCGCCUGCUCACGCACACCUUCAACAGGGAGUACAGCCAUAGCCACGUCUGCAUCAGCGCCAGCGAGAGCAAGCUGUCCGAAAUGUCUGUGACCCUGAUGAGAGACCCCUCCAUGCCAGCUCUUGGGGUGACCACUCUCACCCCCUCCUCGACCUGCCCGUCACUGGUGGAAGGACGCUACAACGCCGUGGAGGUCAGACCCGCCCCGGUCUCCUCCAGGGCAGAGAGCCCUGACCUGGAGCCCGUGCUAGAAGGAGAGCAGAAGAAAUCCCCAGCCUGCCGGCCUGAGGAGGAGAAGGAGCCCCAGCGCUUGCUGGUGCCCGACAUCCAGGAGAUCCGAGUCAGCCCCAUUGUCUCCAAAAAGGGCUACCUGCACUUCCUGGAGCCCCACACCAACGGGUGGGUGAAGCGCUUCGUGGUGGUUCGGCGCCCCUAUGUCUACAUCUAUAACUCGGACAAGGAUGCCGUUGAGAGGGCCAUCCUCAACCUCUCCAAGGCCCAGGUGGAGUACAGCGAGGACCAGCAGGCCAUGCUCAAGACCCCAAACACCUUUGCGGUGUGCACGGAGCACCGAGGCAUCCUGCUGCAGGCAAGCAGCGACAAGGACAUGCACGACUGGCUCUACGCCUUCAACCCCCUCCUGGCUGGGUCCAUAAGGUCCAAGCUGUCCAGAAGGAGAACAGCCCAGAUGAGAAUCUAACCUGAGAAACACCCUCCACUUCAUCCAUCUGCCAACAGGAUCAAGAUAGCUGAUUCUGUCUCAAGACUCCCCAUGUUAACGUCUGAUCUCUCACAACAUCUGCUGCCCCAGCUGUCUGCUGUAUCGAAGGAUCUGUCUCAGUUCACACCUUCACGGGGGAAACUCACUCCGUUCGUAGCUGCAAAAGCCUGGACCCGCCCGGGCAGGGUUUCUGUGCGCGUGCCAUCUUCUGCCCGUCCCCCCACGGGUGACCUUCAUGUCACACCGUCUGUAACGCUCCAGAGAGGUCCCUGUCGGAGGCAGGGGAGGGAGCAAGGAGGGCGGCUUCGGCUACAGGCU
Colius striatus (speckled mousebird) is the source of this 5840-nucleotide messenger RNA. It is a transcript of the gene KIF1A, whose product is annotated as kinesin family member 1A. Lineage: Eukaryota; Metazoa; Chordata; Aves; Coliiformes; Coliidae. The transcript has 49 exons. The record is from RefSeq and is a predicted model, not a curated record. Gene Ontology annotation, molecular function: ATP binding; microtubule binding; microtubule motor activity. The coding region runs from base 69 to 5501 and encodes 1810 amino acids. Gene Ontology annotation, biological process: microtubule-based movement.